Messenger RNA from Penicillium taxi, 1941 nucleotides. RefSeq names its product DnaJ and TPR domain protein. Gene Ontology annotation, molecular function: protein binding. The coding region runs from base 1 to 1941 and encodes 646 amino acids. The transcript has 3 exons. The record is from RefSeq and is a predicted model, not a curated record. NCBI's taxonomy places the organism in Eukaryota, Fungi, Ascomycota, Eurotiomycetes, Eurotiales, Aspergillaceae.
AUGGUUCAACUCGCCCACAUUUUCAAAAAGGAUAAGGACAAGGAGAAAGACAAAGUCGAUAAGACUAAACCAACUUUGAACGAAUCUUCCUCCCCUCGAACUUCCUUCUCCACUUCUCGCAAGCCUUCUACACUCUCUCCCUCCAAAUCUCCCUCAAAGUCUCCCUCGAAGUCUUCUUCCAAGUCCCCCACCAAGAACCGUUUUUCUCACAGUCGCACCUCGUCCCAUUCUAAUCCCAUCUCUCCUAAUUUUAAAUUUGGUGCUCGGUCUACAAAAGACCAGGACCUCCAUCCCCUCAAUCUCCCUCCUGACGAGCUUCGUCGUCGAUUAUCAGCCAUGGCGGCUUCUCGCGAUGAGAAUUCUAUGGACAUUGAUCUCCAAGAGCCCGUGAAGAAUACCGAGGAGCGUAGCCCGACUCCCCCUCCUCACCGCUCCAACUCUACAUCGGACGAGGCGGACUCUUUCAAGUUGGCUGGUAAUAAGUUUUUCAAAGAUGGCAACUAUGCUCGUGCCAUUGAAGAGUACAACAAAGCGAUCGAGAUCAACCCCAACUCGUCGGCUUACUUGUCCAACCGCGCCGCGGCCCACAUGUCUGCUAAACAAUACCUGAACGCCCUCGAGGACAUCGAGCGUGCUCACGAACUUGACCCUACCAAUGCGAAGAUCAGUCACCGAUGGGCUAAGAUCUUGACAAGCCUGGGUCGCCCGACAGAGGCUCUGAACGUGUUGUCGCGUGUUCAACCUCCCGCUACUGCCACCGACCGCGCCCCCGCUGAAAAGAUGCAAAAGUACAUCACACAGGCUGAGGAGACACUUGCCGAGAAUCGCGGUGGCUCGAUGGCCAUUUUCUGCAUUGAUCAAGCUCGCCAAGGGCUCGGACAGGGUGUUAAGGAGCCCCGCAAGUGGACAUUGAUAAGCGCUGAGGCUCAGCUCAAGAUGAAUAACAGUAACUCGCUGGGCAAGGCCCAGGAUAUCGCAAUCAACCUCCUGCGUGAGAACAGCCAAGACCCGGAUGCCUUGAUGAUUCGCGCGCGGGCUUUCUACGCUUCCGGUGAGACUGACCAGGCCGCCAAGCUGCUGAAGAUGUGCCUUGGGCUGGACCCGGACAUGAAGCAGGCCGUUAAGUUGCUGCGCAUUGUUCAGAAACUCAGCCGGACCAAGGAGGAAGGAAACGCCGCCUUCAAGGCCGGAGACUAUCGCCGUGCCAUCGAGCUUUACGCCCAGGCUCUCGAAGUUGACCCGACCAACAAGGACAUGAACGCUAAGAUACUGCAGAACCGGGCUCAAGCCUACACCAACCUGAAGGAGUACGACGCUGCCGUAAAGGACUGCACUGAAGCUUUGCGCCUGGAUCCCGCAUAUAUCAAGGCCAUGAAAGUUCGUGCCAAGGCUUACGCUGGUGCCGAGAACUGGGAGGAGGCUAUUCGUGACUACAAGAGUGUCGCUGAGAACAACCCCAGCGAGCGUGGCAUCGCCGACGACAUCCGCCGUGCUGAGUUUGAGCUCAAGAAGUCUCAACGCAAGGACUACUAUAAGAUCCUUGGGGUUAGCAAGGAUGCCAACGAAACAGAGAUUAAAAAGGCGUACCGCAAAAUGGCCAUCCAAUACCACCCUGACAAGAACCCUGAUCAGGAAGACGCCGAGGAGAAAUUCAAGGAGAUUGGCGAGGCAUACGAAACCCUAAGUGACUCUCAGAAGCGCGCUGCCUACGAUAACGGAGACGACCUUAUUGAUCCCAACGACAUGUUCGGUGGCGGUGGUAUGGGAGGAAUGGGCGGCAUGGGAGGCAUGAACAUGAACGGCUCCCACAUCAACAUUGACCCCAACAUCCUCUUUAACAUGAUGAACGGCGGCGGCGGCGGUGGCUUUGGCGGCGGCCACUCUUUUGGAGGUGGCCAGUCCCGCGGCGGCCAAGGCUUCCCCGGUGGCUUCCCCUUCUAA